UCUCAUCAGUCUUUAUCUAUGGUUCAAAGCGUUUAAUUGAAGUUUAAAGACGCUGUCACCGCAAGCAUGUGUUUAUUUACAUGUACUCAAAGUUUACUUUAUUAAUAUCAGUUUCUGUUAGUAAAUAAUGCCUUAAACGCAUCGCAAUCGUGGUUCUGCCGCCCUAAACCAAUUGUGAAAUCAGAAAAGUGGCUCAUUAUGGAGUACGACAAGCAGAUAAAUACUUUAGUGUCAGCUUAGUAACGCCAGAUGGUUUCUUGCAGGCUACUUAAAAGCACAUUGCAAAAGCGCCUACAAAGUGUUCUUGAAGAGUCAACAUGUGAGCCCACGGCACAUGAGCCAUUGGGUGGCCGGCCAAACUUUGGAGGUGAUCUUAAAGAACUACUCCCGUAUUCAGGAUAUUGUACAUGGAUGUUUGGAGGACACGGACUACUGCAAGGAAAAGGGAGUUGAGGGCUGUUCUCCUUAUUAUUUACCUGAACAGCUGCUGUACUUACUAGAAAGAGAUCGGCCUGCAACGCCUGCAUCUACCAUUGCCACGUUAGAUGAACGGUCGCCUGAACCUCCCCAAGUGGAGUCUCGUCCUGACGGGGAAGAAGUCUCCGAUAACCCGAGCGAGGUUGAAGCAACGCCGACUCAUCUGCUGCCCGGGAAUAUUUCGUCAAUCAUGACCGAGAAGCUGCUACAAAAGACGGAUUUCCACGAAAAGCUGGCGCACAACAUAAACAGCGCCCUUAACGUGCCCGAACUGACCAGUCUGUCGGAAAAGUGCGAUAACGACAUUGAGUUGGAAAACUCCAUAAAAAAAGCCCUGAAUCGGACGGAGGCUGACCCAAUAUUCCACAGUUUGCUCGAGGAUCUUCUAGGUCCAGUUAGCAACCAAUUAGAGCGUGCUGAAAGUCCCAAAGCAACAGAACCAACCCCAGAGCAGCAGCCAGUUUCAAAAGAACAAAUCCCCAAUGGGAACGAACAACCCAACCAGGUGCGGCAGCAGGAGCCGGUCAACGUUCAGACAACCGGCCUGUACGUGAUUCCUUCGCAACCAAUCGCCCAGGCCGCCAAUCAACAGUACUACAUAGUAAAUCAGCCGAUUCUAAUACAGCAACCCAACCCCCAGGCGCUGCUGCAGCAGUUCCAAAUCCCCAAUCAGUUACCAAGUGUGGACACUUCGCAGAAAAGUUGCGGCAAGUUUAGCGAGCAGGACAUUAUGUCGAUGCCCACGAUAUUCGUCAACGACAGGAACGAGCUUACCUAUUCUGAUCAACAAAGCACCAGCACGCCAACCGAAGUACGCAAUGCUAAGGAAUACUUGAACGCAUUCGGGGCCGGCAACCACAGCCCCAUUUUGAGUAAGGGGCGACCGCGAAGAAAACCUCCGAAACCGAGGGCUGCAAUGUCGGACUGUGUUGGAACCAUCCAGCCCAAGCCCAGUUUCGUCUUUGAAGUGCUGCGCGCAGAGGUGCCUGUGCAGACCUGCACUGUAGGUGACGUUGUAGAUGUGGAACCAGUCUCCAAAGAAGUCAGGAACUUGGCUCCGAUCUGCACACCCUCUCCUCUCGUUGUUGCCUCUACGAAGAAUCCUACUCCCAAGAGCGGGUCCCAUGUCAGGAGCCUCCAGUUUCCUUCACCGGUGCGGAAGACAGAUAUUCAACUGUCGGUCGGCAAGCAGAAGGCGUCCAAGGAACUGUUUAAGGGGAGCGGGAAGAAGCUGUCAACGCCGCAGCGGAAGAAGAAGUGGGCUUGGGACGCUUCUUUGAGGAACAACAUUAUGAUCCCUGAAAGUCCGCCGCGCGUUAAAAAGCCGCAGAAACGAUCCCGGCCAGUAAAACUGGAUGUGUCGGACACCGAUGGGAAGACGCUGGAGGAGGCGUUGCGCUCACCGCCUAGACUGGACCAUCCCGAGCCCAAGCCGCAAACACCGGGUUUGGACAUCAAGAAAAUCGUGUCACCUUCCGUCCUAUGCAAUACGGCCAGCAAACGGAACAUGGAGGUAGAUGGGGCGGCAGCUCCCAAACCCCCCAUCCUCAGUGCACGCAAGAACAUCAACAGCCUACUGGAAACCCCCGCCAAGAAGGACAAAACCCCUGUGGGCUUCAGCACCACCCCACUCACCCCCAUGUUAAAGGCCAACUUGAAGGGCAUCAUAGUGGGCGACACCUUUUCCAUCGACACCCCCGAUUUCCCCAUCACUCCAGGCAUGUCCCUGAUGGAUCAUCCCUCCAACUCUGCCUACUGCAUUCUGAAGGAAUCCGAAGCCGAUAAGGCCACGCAGGCGGGCGUUUUGGAGGAGGAGAAAAAGUCGAGCGUGAGGAAAACUGACGACAGCGAUGGACCGUUCAGCCCGAAAGUCUACGGCACCAAGGAGACUCUGGAUGCGUUCAACCGCAACCAGACAGGGAAGAAGAACUUGGAGUUGCUGGAUAAGGACGGUGUCCAGUGGGAGACCAAGAGCGACCUUAGCGAGGAUGACCAAAACAAGACGGUUAUUUGCAACCCCCCGAAGGCUCACAGCGGGAGGGCGGCUCGGAUUACCAGAAGUGCGACCGGCAAAAGCUUGGCUGCCCUCAAAUGUCAAAUGCUCCAGGAGGAACGCAAGGAGAAUUCAGAGGCUCAAUCAAAGAAGGAGCCGCAAGCCCUCAGCAGCGACAGCGAAGAAUCCGGCAAUGUGGACAGGAGCAGGAGCAAAUCAAAGAAAAAACCCGCUAGGAAAAAGGAGAGUGACAAAAAAAGCAAAGUGCCAAAACCCAAAAAGGCGCCCCCCUCCAAGGCUAGAUCAAGAAAGUCUUCAAAGAGCCCUCAAGCUGUGCCGAAGCCCCCAGUUAGCGGCCCGGACACUUCAAGCGCUGCGGAAGCAAAGCCUCAGAACAAUCCGGAAUGUUCAUACGACGCUGAUUGCUCUAGUGGAAAAGGGCAGCUGGAAGGCCCCGAAAACUCCGAAGAAACAGCAGCCAAUUCUGGCAAGUUCGAGCCAUUCCACUUGGGAAGUAGUAUCCUGACCCCGCUCGCUUUAGCUAGCGGCCCGGUCGCUCCCAGCUUGAAGGAAGAAGUCGAAGAGAAGCGAAAACGGAUGAUCGAGCUGGACAAAAGGGACGUCCGAAAGCUCUCGAAGACGCCAUCGAGGCGAGGAUCAGCCAGAUACAAGCCGGAUGUGAGGCACAAGCGAAAGGGGUCGGUGCCGAUGAGGCUGAUGUCGAACGGGACUGAAGAACAGCUCUUCCAGGCUGUUUCUCAAGAUGAAUUCUUUGAGAAGAUUGGUUCGAAUCUGCAUAGAACAAACAGAAGCUCGCACAGCGAGGGUGGAUCUGAAGAGUCCAAUCAGUCGAAGAAAGCUUUUAAAAUAGGAAACGAGGCAGCUGAUGAAUACCAGUGGGAUCGAUGUACGGUUCAGCUACAAUCGAAAGAAAAAUUGGUAGUUUUUGACGAAGCAACUGGCCCUCAGCGCUCCCGGGAAGAAUAUGACUGGAACCUGGAAAACAAGGGAUUUGUGGUCAGCAUCCCCUUGGAAGGCGAACGGGAGCAACCAGUUAAAAUUACCAUAACGACAGCUAGAACUCUAUGGGAGAUACCGGGCCUAGAAAUGUCCUCUGGAGGAGGCAGCGAUCCAGAGGAUUCAAAGACGUCCAGAAAGAGAAAACAGCGCUCGGACAGCUGCAGCUCCAACGGGCAGGCGAAGAAGAUCAAGCCCGCCCUGCACCCAAGUUUCCUCAACGAGCAGAACAUUGAAAUGGUGCUGACUAAACUACACGGCCCCAAUUACAAGACUUCGUAACCGUACCUUGUAUGUAAAGUUGCCAAUAAAGGUGGUUGUAAUUGUU
This is a messenger RNA of Dendroctonus ponderosae (mountain pine beetle), 3815 nucleotides long. RefSeq lists its product as uncharacterized. NCBI's taxonomy places the organism in Eukaryota, Metazoa, Arthropoda, Insecta, Coleoptera, Curculionidae. The transcript has 11 exons. The coding region runs from base 335 to 3769 and encodes 1144 amino acids. The record is from RefSeq and is a predicted model, not a curated record.